Messenger RNA from Globicephala melas (long-finned pilot whale), 5822 nucleotides. It is a transcript of the gene C16H10orf105, whose product is annotated as chromosome 16 C10orf105 homolog. NCBI's taxonomy places the organism in Eukaryota, Metazoa, Chordata, Mammalia, Artiodactyla, Delphinidae. The record is from RefSeq and is a predicted model, not a curated record.
GACUGAAGCCUGGACCUGCUUUGCUGGCCUGAGAGGGUCUCCAGAUCCAUGGGAAGGCCUUGAAAUAACAUUAGGACUAGUAGGAUUGAGACUUUUCCCACUUCCGAAUGCCCUUUUCUUACUCCCAGCCAAGCACUGCCCUGGGUAGGACAGACGGACGGGCAGUUUUCUCCUCAUGGGACAUGGUGGUGGGCAUACCCCAUCCUCCUUCCCUGCUCAGAUUCAAGGAAGGGCCAACCCACGUAUGGCCCGGCCAGAGCACUCUCUAGGCCUGAUGCCCGAGAGGCAGAGGCCCUGGGCAGCUAGCUGGGCAUGAGAGUUUCCAUCUGGGAGCUGGGAGAGGUCAUGUCCUGUCUGGAAAUGCUGGAAGGAGUGUGGUGGGAACUGGGUGGGGGGUGGGGGUGCACUGGAUGCCCUCAGUCGCUGCCGGGCACAGGGGAGGCUGCAGGCGGGAGGAGGCUGUGUACAGGCAGCCGGGAGUUAGGUCCUGUGGCUGCUGGUGAGUGCCUGGGCAGCGUGGGGCUGGGCCGCCCCUCUCCACUCCCCUCUGCCUGCUGAUUUGGACUCUGCAGCCCACAUGCAGAGCCUCGGCAGGGCACGACCUAAAGCCCUUCCUUCUGUCUAGUGUUGGCGCUAGACCUUGACUGAGUUAGCAUAAGCUGCAAGUUGGGAAAAGGAGGGAAAUCUGUUACCCAUCAGGCUCAUGAAAGUCUCCAAGGUCAAAGAGAAAUAGAUGAUUAUUUCUUAUUAGACCCCCCUUUUGGAUUUCCUGUCCUGUGUUUGUAGAAAUCACAGAUCACAAACGCUGGCCUGGAAGCUAGAUGUAGCCUCCUUAUGCAUUUUGUUUGGCCUGUUGUAGUAUUUUAAAUAUUUGAAAAUUCAUUUCGAUUUUUUAAAAAAUCAAGUUUGUUUGUCCUUUGCAGUGUCUUUUUUUCCCCCCUCUCUCUCUCAACCAGAUUUGAAUUAGUUGCCAAUAUUUAAACAUCAGGAACGUUUGCCUAAAAAGUCCAGAUUUCUGGUUUCUCUCGGGAACCUGGAAGGGGACCACAGGGGCUUGCCUUCCGGCAUUCCAUCAGCCUGGCCGAGGCCCCUCGGCCUCUGCUCUCCAGCCAGAAGCUCAGCUUGACUUUCCAGCUACAAGGACCACCUGCCGUCCUCCCUCUAGUGGGAUGAUCCUAAGUGAUAACAGGAGCCAUGAGCACAGAGGGCCCCAGCCCCCUCGCCUUCCUCACAGCUCCUGCCACUCCGGGGAGGCUCUCAGUGGCAGUUGACCCCAUCCCCGUGCUCAUUGCCCUGGCCUGCAUCUUCCUCCUGCUGGCCACCUGUCUGCUGUUCAUGACCCUCUGCAAGCCCGCUGCGCUGGAGCCGAGGCGCCGCUGGGCCUGCGAGUGCAUGCCGCACCACCCGGGGAGCCCCAGUGAGCCCCAGCUCCGGCUCUGGAAGCGCCUGGGCUCGCUGCGCCGCUCCCUGCACAGCUUCCGCCGUGGCUGGCCUGCCCCAAGGCGCCCCCUGCCGGGCAGAGAGGACCACGACGACUGUGACUGCAUAGAAUCUACAAAGAUGUGACGAGAGUGUCCCCCUACUCCAGGGUCCAUCUGCGGGCCCUCCUGCCUCAGACGGAAACCGGCACCACAGGCUGCAAGAGGACAGUGGCCCAAACAACAUGGGCCACGCGCUCACCCCCACUGGUUCCCUGUGUGCCCAGGCCCGUGGCCUUUCCCAGAGACGGCCCCUGCAAGAACACCUUCCUUCCUGCAGACACUCUAGCUGCUGCCUGCUGGAAGGCUUCUGGACCAAGCUGAGCACCUGCGGCCAUGUGGACCCUUGGCCCAAGGCUCUGAACGGUACAAACCUGGGGCCCCCAGGGCCCCUCUCUGACCACCAGGCACCAACCGUCUCCAGGAAGCAGCACCCCUGCUUCCCAACAGAAGCCCUGCCCGCCCUCCAGGUGCCAAAACCCAGUUCAGAUUCCAGUGCGAGUUGCUGAAUGGCCAAAGGUUCCCUCCAGCCAAGUGAAAUACUCAGCCCCUGCUGGGGAUAAUGGAGUGUCCUGCCCUCUGUGCCAACUCAGUGCCCAAGGCAAAGGGGAACCCAGGGAGUCUUCUCCUCGGACUUCCUGGGCCUGCCAGCAUUUGCCUGUGAUACACGGGAGCAGCCAGCACCCUUGGGUGGAUCAGAUGCUGGGUCCCUGCUGGGAGGAGGGGCAAGCAGGAGGAGCUCAACACCACCCAGCCAAUCACAAUCUCGGCUGUCAUCUUGGUGUGUCCCCCCCCCACCCAGCCCCCAUGCGCCUCUGCUAAGAUGGAUGAGGAACGCGCUGAGAAUGAGUUAAGAAGCUCCUUGCACAGGCCAGGACUGCUCCUGUGUCAGAGUGGGAGGAGGCACUGCCAGCAGCUGGAGGUGUUGCUAUCUGGGCUCUGAGGACACAACAUAGCGGCUCCAUGUGUCACCCAGGGAAGGAGGCGGCCUUCCUUCGAGGGGAAGGGUCCAGCUCUCUCCAGGACGGCUGUGGGCCCUCCGGCUCGGACCACAUAACGUGUGCUACCUGUAUUUUUGGCCACUACUUCACUGACUGGCUACUGUCAAAGUAAUCCCACACCAAGGUGGGCUUCUCAGAAUCCCAAACCUUCAGCCUCUCGUCACGAUGCUGGGGUUAAACACUUUGGUUGGGUCCCAAAUUUGGAGGGUGGGCAGAGGGGUCUGAACUGCCCAGCUUCUGCCCCAGAGAGUCAUCUGUCCGGGGCCACCUGGUACCCCACCACGGACUGCUCCACCGCGCCGUGCUACGCCCCAUAGCACAGCCAGCCGAGUCUCCUCACAGGGUGAGCUCCGAUUUUGGCACUCCCUGGCUCCAAAACCUUCACUGGCUCCCUACUGCCAGAUCAAGCCAGAGCUCCUUCGUCUGGUGUUUGGUGCCCACUGGGAGCUGGCUGUGAACGAUCCUUCUAGCCUCUGCUUGACCCAAGACUCCAGGUAAACUGAAAUACCUGUCCUCCCCUGGCUACGGCUUACCUGGCGCGCCCUCUGUGAAGCCCUCUUUGCUCUACACCUGAAACCACCUCCUACCUGAAACCAAGGGAGGGCAGGGACACUUGCUCUUGGCAGCGUGGGUCAUCCCUGUGUCUCCGCCUUCCCACAAGCCUGGGAGCUCCCAGAGAGCGAGACCGCAUCCAACCUCUCACUCUGCCUCACCAGCUCUGGGCUCAGAAGUAUGGGGCCUCUGUUGACUGAGUGAAGGGUGGCCCCGUCUAGUCCCGGGGGGCAUCCCCUUCUCCCUUCUGAUGCUUCUACGGAGAAGCUCUCUGUCCAAGCAGGCCCUCUUGGACAGGCCCAGUGUACCUUCCUUUUGGGUCAGCCUGACAUCACAUCAAAGAGCGAGCCCGCCUUGGCCAGAAACUUACUUCCAGGGGGGCCUUGGAGAAAUCACCAGUGCCUCAAUUUCUCCCUGAGAAAUGGGAAGAAUCAGGCCUGCCUUAUAUUACUCACAGAGCUCUAGGAUUUCAGUCUGAGUAGUUUGUAUAAAUAGAAACCAAUUCUUGGGGUUUAGAAAGUGCGCAGGCCCCCUCCUGCAGCGCUGUGUUCCCCUCCCUUCCAGAUUAGUGACGCCUCCCUGCUUUGCCUCCCGCCAGCUCUCCCUGAGGCAUUCCAGGCUGAACUCUGCCUGCAGCCGGUCCCCCGACCCCCGCUGGCCAGCGUGCUCUGCCUAGCACGUGGUGUCACCGGGGUGGGCAGUAAGGCUACCCCCGGCCUGAAGGACGAAAAGCUGGGGAGGAGGAGGGGCUCUCAAAGGCUGCCAGACCCCCAGCUGUGUCCCCAGGUUGGUCCUGGGAGACGGGUGUUAGGUUUUGGGCUAGGGGAGAGGCGGGGCCCCACAGCUUGGUGCAUGUGGGGUGUCUCUAAACCCCUAGGAGCUGAGGCUCAGAGGGACAGACCCCUUUUCUAGAACCAGCCCCCAGAGUCCAGCAACCCCCCGUGGCUUCCUGGACUCUCUCUCGGCACCUCUGGAAGUCAGCGCCCUGCCCCACGCCCGGCCCUGAUGCAGGGAGGGGGCACACUCCCAGCUUCCUGCUCUCCUGCCCCUCCCAAGCCCCGGAGCCCGGCCCAGCGGGCAGGCCCAGAUUCGCUCUUGGGCUCAGCCUCCAAUGGGAAACCCUGCGCUCAGCUGGUGAAGAGGGUGAUUCAUGCCCGGCCCCCCUCCCCACGCAGCAACUGAGGCCUCCAGGAAGGGCUGGGGAGGGCACCCAGCCUCCUUUCCAGGUCCCCCCCUUCCUCCCUCGAGGCCCAAGGCUGUCGUUCCUGCUCCCCGGGCAAAGGAGCCCUUUCUUUUUGUGCCGGUUUAUUUCCCAAGAGGGGAGCUUCAGCCAAAAGCCCUGUGAAAGCAGCUCUGUUCCGGGCCUCACUGGGCCCUGGCUUUCGCUCCUCACUCCUUUCUGGGAAAACGUGACACCUCUAGCUCCCCCUGCUCUGAAAGGCCUUUCUGGGUGCAGUGGGGGAUGGGAGAGGACUGUGGGGGAGGGAGGGAGGAGAGGAGGGCCGAGGCCCUCCUUCUGUCUUGCAGGGAGCAAGGGCCCAUCUUGGGCUACAUAACCUCGGGGCCUACUCUCCCCAGGAGGGAGAAGGGAGCCUGGGCCCCCCCUUGGCCACAGCACCGGCUACUUUUGGAGCAGCAGCUGGACCCUCUCCUAUUUCCAGCCCGCUCUGCUGCGAGGCCACUGGGCGCGUGCGCGCUGAGCUGAGCGUGGCCCUGCCUGUGCCCCGGCCGCCACCUGCCUGCACGAUGCUGUGGCCCUCAGGGAUGUCCUCGGGGACGCUGGCUUCAUAGCUGCUCUGCAGAAAGAUGGGCCGGUUGUCAUUCACAUCCAGGACCGUGACAAACACGGUCGCCGUGCCUGUGCGCCGCUUGCCGACGGGGCCAUUGUCUGUGGGAGGUGAAAGAGGAUGGGUGUUAGCAGCUGCCUGAGGGGCACGUUCCCAGGCACCAGCCACAGGUAUGCCCUGUUCCCCCACCUGCUCUGGCCUUUGCAAGGGGGGGGCUCUUUUUCUCUUUAGAUUAGGAACAACACUGACCGUAUCUAAUACGUUCCAGACGCUAUUCUAACUCAUUCAAUCCUCACAGCAAGCCUGCCAAGCGGGCGCUCUUAUCAUCACCCCCAUUUUACAAAGGAGGUAACUGAGGCAUGAGGUGGGUUGAAUGGUGGCCCCCAAAAGAUACAGCCAUGGCAAAUACCUGGGAACCUGUACGUGUAACCUUAUUGGGAAGGAGGGUCUUUGAAGAUGUAAUUAAGUUAAGGAUCUUGAGAUGAGGUAUCCGGUAUCCUGGAUUUUCUGGGUGGGCCAUAAACCCCAUGCCAAGGGUCCUUAUGAGGGAAAGGCGGGUGGGAUUUGACACAGAGAGGAGAAGGCCACGUGACGUUGGAGGCAGAGACUGGAGUUCUGCAGCCACGCGCAAGGAACCCUUAGAGCCACCAGAAACCAGAAGAGGCAAGGAUUCUCUCCUGGAGCCUCUGGAGGGAAUGCAACCCUGUGGACAACUACUUUUGAACUUCCGGCCUCCAGAGCCGUGAGGGAAUAAAUUUGUUCUUUAAGCCACCGAGGCUGUGGUACUUCAUUACAGCAGCCCUAAGAGCCAGAUACAGGUCCUGAGAUGCCAAACCUGACUGCCGUCAGGGCCAGGAAGGCAAGACCCCACACCUGGGCAUGCCUGCCUCAAGGGGCAGCUGUCCUCUGCUCCGGUCCACACUGGACAGGCAGGAGGGGGCCCAGUGACACUAGAUCUUCUGAUUUCUCAGGAGAAAUCAAACGUCUGAGCUUUUAAAUAAAAU